Messenger RNA from Coffea eugenioides, 1958 nucleotides. Its product is annotated as splicing factor U2af large subunit B-like. Gene Ontology annotation, molecular function: poly-pyrimidine tract binding; pre-mRNA 3'-splice site binding. Bases 57 to 1697 code for a protein of 546 amino acids. Gene Ontology annotation, biological process: mRNA processing. Gene Ontology annotation, cellular component: commitment complex; nuclear speck; U2AF complex. The transcript has 13 exons. The record is from RefSeq and is a predicted model, not a curated record. Lineage: Eukaryota; Viridiplantae; Streptophyta; Magnoliopsida; Gentianales; Rubiaceae.
AGGGGCAAAAAAAAAUCAAAUAAUCGUUGACUGGGAAACAAAACUAACAGAUAAAGAUGCUGGAUUACCAAAGCAACGGCGGAGAUGGCGGUGCCGAUGAUUUCAACGACUCCAGAUCUCUACAUUCGCAUGAUGGUGAUAAUAGAGAAAGAGGGUCUUCUAGAAGCAGGGAGAGGGAAAGGGAAAGGCAGAGAGACAGGGACCGUGAAGGUGAGCGGAGCAGAGACAGGUAUAGGGAACAUGAUAGGGAUAAGGAUCGUCACCAUAGGGAUCGAGAUCUACACCGGGAUCGAAGUGAUAGAAGAGAGAGGGAGAGGACUCGAGACAGAGAUGAUGACGAUUACCACCGGAGUCGGGAUUAUGACAGGCGAAGAGAUUAUGACAGAGAUAGGGAGGAGAGGCACAGACAUAGGUCCAGAUCUCGAGGGGGGAGAUCAGACCACCGAUCAAGGUCACGGUCUCGAUCACGCUCCAAAAGCAAAAGGAUCAGUGGCUUUGACAUGGCACCUCCUCCUGAUACUUUGAUGCAUGGUGCUACCUCUCUGCCUCUCCCAGGUCAGGUACCUGCUGCUGCUGCUUCAGCUGUUCCUGGAGUCCUUCCCAACAUGUUUUCAUUGCCAACUGGACAGCUUGGAGCUUUACCUGUUAUGCCCAUUCACGCUAUGACUCAACAGGCCACUAGACAUGCUCGACGGAUAUAUGUUGGCGGACUUCCUCCAACAGCUAAUGAACAGUCUAUUGCGACCUUCUUCAGUCAUGUGAUGUCGGCAAUUGGAGGAAACACUGCUGGUCCAGGGGAUGCUGUUGUAAAUGUUUACAUCAACCACGAGAAGAAAUUUGCUUUUGUGGAGAUGAGGUCCGUUGAAGAGGCCAGUAAUGCUAUGGCAUUGGAUGGCAUUAUUUUUGAGGGAGCACCAGUUAAGGUGAAAAGACCCACAGACUACAAUCCCUCAUUAGCUGCUACUCUUGGUCCAAGCCAACCUAACCCAAAUCUAAACCUUAAUGCUGUUGGACUGAACCCGGGUUCUGCUGGUGGGCUUGAUGGUCCUGACCGUAUUUUCGUGGGUGGUCUUCCCUAUUAUUUCACGGAAGGGCAGAUCAGAGAGCUGCUGGAGUCCUUUGGGCCUCUUCGUGGUUUUGAUCUGGUGAAAGAUAGAGAGACUGGAAACUCUAAGGGCUAUGCAUUUUGUGUUUAUCAGGAUUUAUCAGUGACUGAUAUUGCUUGUGCAGCACUUAAUGGGAUUAAGAUGGGCGAUAAAGUUCUGACUGUUAAGCGUGCAAGCCAGAGUACUGCACAACCUAAACCUGAGCAAGAAAGUGUUUUAUUGCAAGUGCAGCAACACAUAGCUUUGCAGAAACUCAUGUUACAGCCUGGGACAGCGGCCACAAAGGUUUUAUGCCUGACACAAGUGGUUACUGCCGAUGAGCUGAGAGGUGAUGAGGACUAUGCAGAUAUAUUGGAAGACAUGAGAUUGGAAUGUGGAAAAUUUGGUACCUUGCUUAACCUGGUUAUCCCACGGCCAAAUCCAAAUGGCGACCCGACACCAGGUGUUGGAAAGGUGUUUUUGGAGUAUGCUGAUGUUGAGAGUGCUGCAAAAGCUCGUCAAGGAUUGCAUGGAAGAAAAUAUGAUGGAAAUCAAGCGGUGGCUGUGUUUUACCCAGAGAAUAGGUUCUCUCAAGGUGAUUAUGAUGGCUAAGCAGUGGCCGCUACUGGUUUUGUUGCUAACCCGAGAGUUGCUCAACCACUGCCAUGGGCGUGAUAUGUGCUAUCCUAUAAUUCAUAUUAGGAAGUGAUACAUGAAUGGUUUAAGCUUUGUACUAAAGAUUUAUCUCUUGGAUUUUAGGUUUGCAUUUGUACUUGGGAUUGUAGAAAGAUUGUCGAACUUCGAUUUAGACUUUUGAGUGUCACCUUGGAUCUUUCUGUGUUUGUUUGUUAAGCUCCGUUUAAUGUUUGAUUA